AUGAAACUGUUCGCAGAGUUUGUGGAUCAUUGCUCCAAACACUCGCAAGAUCAUCCGGAGGUCAUGACCUACCUGCAGACCAGAUACUCCAAGGCGCUGCCGACAUUCCUGACAUCGGUGGAGUUCCGUAACACUCUGGGCCGCUGCCUCACACGAGCCCAGGCCAACGCUGGCAAAACCUUCGUCUUCAUUAAUGAACUCUGCACCGUUCUUAAACAGCACACAGCUCGGAAAAGGAGCUCCAUACAGGCUGUGCCCUCCCAAACAAAACCUGAGCAAAAGAGCAAUGGGACAAAUGUAGCGGAGGAGGUGCUGGUUAAAGGAGAAGAGAAAAAGCAAGAGGGCGACGAGGAAACGAAGAAAACAAAAAGGGCUUCAAGGAGACAGAUAGCAUACCUGGAAAACCUGCUGAAGGUGUAUAAUGAGGAGAUCCGACGGCUUCAGGAGCGGGAGCUGAGCGUGGAGGAUCUGGAGGAGGAGGACUCCAGUUAUAUUCAGGAGCACAAGCUCAAACGCAAGAUGAUGAAGAUCUAUGAGAAACUGUGUGAGCUGAAGGGCUGCAACAUGCUGACGGGGCGCGUGAUCGAGCAGAAGAUUGCCUACAGUGGAACACGAUACCCAGAGAUCAACAAAAAGAUUGAACGUUAUAUUAACAGUCCAGAAGCUCUUUAUAAUCCGCCGGACUACACGGAUAUCCUGAAGGUGGCUCAGCACGCCAACGAACGCUACAAUCUCCAGCUCACCCGCAAACAGAUAACACAAAUCGCUCAAGAAGCCUUCAGGGAGACGGGCAACAAACUGCAGGAGAGACGCCAUCUUGACAUGGUCUACAACUUCGGCUCCCACCUCACAGAUUCCUACAAACCCACGUUAGACCCUGCACUCACUGAUCCAGCACUGCAUCGCAAGCUCCGCUCAAACAGAGACGUGGCUCUCAGCAGCCUGGAGGACGUGAUCACCAAAUACGCCAAUAAACAGGAAGAUGUGGAGGUAGAGGAAGUGAGGAAGAAACAAGAGAGAGACAGACAGAAAAAGGAGAUGAAAUUUACGCCCUUGCUUCCGUCACGCUUUCAGGCACUUAAUGGGCAGCAGAGUGACAGCAAAGAAAAAGAGAGGGAGGAACAGGAUGAAAAAGAGGAGGAGGAAGAUGAAGAAGAGGAUGAUUCCUCUGAUCCUGACAUUGAAGAGGAGAUCCAAGCCAGUCAAGAGCAAGCUGGUCCAGAUGAUGAUGAAGAGGACGUUGAAGAGGAGCAGUUGAACACCAGUGACCAUGAUCAGCCGAUGGAUGAGAACUCUCCUCUGUCAAUCAAAUCAUCUGUGCAGGACACAGAGGAGGAUCAGGGCGAUGACGACCAGCGGUCUCCAGCCAGCAGCUCACAUGAGGAGGGACCUGUGGAAACGAGCACAAAAGGCAGACCUGUGAAACAAAGCCCUUCAUCCACAGAGAGCGUCAGUCAGUCAGAGACCAUGGACUGGUUGCCUAUCAGCAAAACAGAACUGAUUUCUACUAAUCACAUAAAAUCUGUUUCUGAAAGCACGGCUAACUGCACUGAGACUUUCUCCACCGAUCAGGACUCGCCGUCAACCCCCGUGAGAUCAGCCAACUGCAGUCCUCUACCUCCAACAAGCCCUUUACUGAUCGACGAGAUGGGCAACUACAAGAAGAGGAAACGACCCUCGACUGGAAACCAAACGGCCACCUACAAUGGGAACUGCACACAGGACAGUGAUAUUCCUCUGGAUAUGGGUGUGAUCUGCUGCCCUGGAGAAGUAGACUUGACCAGGACGAUGGUCAGAAGCGCACGAGCCACACCACCGCCUAAGAAAAAUAAGGUGAACGUGGCGACUCAGUGUGACCCAGAGGAAGUGAUCGUUCUGUCUGAUUCAGAUUGAGUUCUCAUCCUGCUCCAAUAGUGCCUGCCAAUGUGAACAGAGAACAAAAAAAAACUCUUUUUUUAUUUUUGACUGGUUCAAUCAGGUUUUGAACUUCCGCCACUGAGACGCAAUGCCACUGUUUACUUUUUAUACAAGGGAAAAUGGCAUGCCGUUAUUCAUUCAGGCUUUUUAGAGGUAUUUUGGUAAAUUGUAAAUGGGUCUUGCCUCUAAACAUUCUUACUCCAAGGGUUUAUCUUGUAUUAUAUUUAUGGUUUUAGUUUGAGGGUUUGGAUGCAAUCCUCAUUUGUGCUUGGAGUCAUGACGGGAAGUGAGCUUUCUCUCCUCAACUCAAAUGCACUCAUUUUGUCUAGUGUUUGACUUAAAUGUUGAUAACUUUGUACAGUGCACUGUGGAUUUUUUUAAGCAGCUCUAGAAAUAAUUUUCCACAAGUUAUGAGCUACUUGACAUGCUCCAAUUUACAAAUGUUGGAAGUGUUGUUCAGAUUACAUAUUAAAGAAGUAGUUCACACUAAAAAUAAAAAUUCAGACUUUUACUUUUUUUUUGUGUAAUACAGAAAAAUAUCAGUAUAUGGAUUCACAAGGACAUAAAAUAUAGACUGAAUUUUUAUUUUUGGGUGACCUGUCCCUUCAACUGGCCUCAGGUGACAAAGCACAAGAGUUAUGUGUCCUCUUACACACUUGACGUUUGGUAUUGAGAAGAUUUCUGUAAACUGCUGAUGAUUGAUCUAUUAAAUUGAUCAAUAUUGUCAUUUAAAAUGGUUUUUAAUUACUCUGUUUAACUAAUUGAGGAUUUAACUGGCAUGAAAAUGGACAAGGUACAUCAAACGAAUGGUAACCAUAUUAAAUUUGUUGUAAUAAGCAUUUAUAUUAAUAACCAGGUUUGUAUUAUAUGUGCAAAACUGGCUUUGAAUGUGAAAUUUUAUUGUUCUAAGGCCAUUAAUUUUUGAUUCCAUCAGUCUGGUGGAUAAAUAGCACCUUAUUUUAUAAUAAUAA
Messenger RNA from Sinocyclocheilus anshuiensis, 2888 nucleotides. RefSeq names its product death domain-associated protein 6-like. The transcript is spliced from 11 exons. Gene Ontology annotation, molecular function: histone binding; nuclear androgen receptor binding; transcription coactivator activity. Lineage: Eukaryota; Metazoa; Chordata; Actinopteri; Cypriniformes; Cyprinidae. Gene Ontology annotation, cellular component: PML body; nucleus. Gene Ontology annotation, biological process: nucleosome assembly; regulation of apoptotic process; negative regulation of DNA-templated transcription. The coding region runs from base 1 to 1893 and encodes 630 amino acids. The record is from RefSeq and is a predicted model, not a curated record.